Messenger RNA from Brassicogethes aeneus, 1775 nucleotides. The record is from the annotation of a GenBank genome assembly. NCBI's taxonomy places the organism in Eukaryota, Metazoa, Arthropoda, Insecta, Coleoptera, Nitidulidae.
GCGGAAUUUCGCGUAAUAUAACGGCAAAUAAAUCGUAAUUUACGAUACAUAAAUUACUGUUAUCAAAAAAAAAAACAAUAUAAAUUGAUAAAAAUGUCGGUGAUAAUCUGUAGAAAUUCAAUCGGUAGUUGAAAGUGGUCCCGCGGCAAUAAAAAAGCAAAAAACAUCGUUGCACCUAUCCCCUCUAGUGAAAUCAGUCUGCAAAGGUAUGCAGCCACUCUGUGAGCAGACUAAGCAGUAACUAAAUGUACCGUGGUUGUUUGUGAACAAAUAUUACAACAAACACAACAAGUGAUUAGCCAAAUUAGCUGAUAAAAAUGCUAUCUACGCUUUAUAAGUUCCCGUUUGCGUUCGCGAUAGUUUAUUACGGUGUCAUACCGCUCGGGUACUUGACUAAGUGGUGGACCACUGAUGAUAAGAUGAAGGGAAAUAGCACCAUCUUGGUGACCGGGGGUGCAGGUUACGUAGGGUCUCAUACAGUGGUAGAACUGCUCAACAACAACUAUUCUGUCAUUGCCAUCGACAACUUGGUUAACUGCUACUCUAACGGCCAAAAUGAAAAGCCAGAAUCCCUUAAAAGGGUUGAGAAAAUCACUGGCGAGACUGUUACGUUCUACAAUGUUGAUAUCAGGGAUAGAGAAGCUCUAGACAAAAUUUUUAAACUUCACAAAAUUGAUUCGGUAAUACAUUUUGCUGCUUUAAAGGCUGUAGGUGAAUCGGUGCAAAUACCACUAACCUACUACCAAAAUAAUAUAGCUGGAUCAAGUACACUUUUCGAGGUUAUGGCCAAAAAUGGGGUUAAAAGUUUAGUGUUUUCCUCAUCAGCAACUGUUUAUGGAAACCCCCAGUUUUUGCCAAUAACUGAAGAACACCCUACAGGCCAGGGGUGUACUAAUCCGUACGGAAAAACUAAAUAUUUUGUGGAGGAGAUUUUGAAGGAUGUUUGUGCCUCAGAUGCUGACUGGAAGGUGGUACUACUUAGAUAUUUCAAUCCUGUUGGAGCCCACGAGUCCGGAUUAAUAGGCGAAGACCCUUCAGGAGUUCCUAAUAAUUUAAUGCCAUAUAUUUCUCAGGUAGCCGUAGGUCGUAGGGAAAAACUAACAGUAUUCGGUUCGGAUUACCGCACGCCAGACGGCACUGGCGUGCGCGACUACAUCCACAUAUCAGACCUCGCCGUCGGGCAUCUGAAAGCGCUGGAAAAGAUGCUCGACCCCUCUUUCGCCUCCUGGAAAGCCUACAACCUAGGCACGGGGCGCGGGUACUCCGUUCUGGAGAUGGUGAAAGCGUUCGCGGAAGCCUCAGGUAAACAGAUUAAGUACGAGUUGGCGGCGCGCAGGGAAGGCGACGUUGCCGCGUGCUACGCCGACGCCACCCUCGCCAAAAACGAGUUAAACUGGACCGCCACCAGGGAUAUCAAGGACAUGUGCAAGGAUACCUGGAAGUGGCAGAAAACCAACCCCAAAGGUUUCCAGAAGUCCUAACAACAUUCCUACUUCACACUUUUGUUGACGUAAAAUUACUAAAUCAGCACAAAAUUUAUUUAUAUUAAAAAAUAAUCAAUACAUAAAUUUAGUAAAUUGUAAAUUAUAUUUUAAUUUAUUUGUAUAAAUGUUGACUUUAUGAAAUAUAUUUAUUGCAUUUAUAGGGCUGUUAAUUUUAAAUUAUUAUCCAGUGAAUAUUGACGUAAAUACUUAUUUAAUUUUGUGAUUAUAAUAAAGUAUAUUUUUAUGGUUUUUUAUUCGUUUAAUACAAUUUUUUUCAGAGCAUUAUGAUAA